Dimorphilus gyrociliatus is the source of this 1091-nucleotide messenger RNA. NCBI's taxonomy places the organism in Eukaryota, Metazoa, Annelida, Polychaeta, Dinophilidae. The record is from the annotation of a GenBank genome assembly.
UGAAUUAAUCUAAAGAUAUUUAGAGAGAAUUCAUUAAACUAUUUAAUAAACAAGUUUGUAGAUUGAAUGAUAGCUUUUUAAUUGAUGAAAAAUGUUAUAAAUUGUAUAAAUUCGGAGAAAGGAGAUCAUUUAAAUACGCUAAUCAAAUAUGCAAAAACGUUAAUACUUCUCUUAUUGGAGCUAGUUUUAUAGAAGAAACAGGACUACUAUAUGAAAUGGCUUUAUCAACAAGACUAUCGAAUUAUAGAGCUAUUCGUGAGGCAUUUUUAUGGGGGAUAUCUGGUUUUGAACAUCCAAGAAUACCAAUAGAAUUCGUAAAGAUAUCAUUUGAAAGAAACCCAAUUCUAAAAAUAACCAAUUCUAUUGAAUUCGUUUGCCCGUCCCAUUUAUUUGAAUGUUUACCGGAAAAGUAUUGCAUCAAUUUCUUAAGUGUUUGCGAUGGUAUCGUCGAUUGUAAAUCUGGAAAUGACGAAGAGAAUUGUAACCUUGGCAGACAAUUUGUUUGCUCUCCAGAACGCUUUAUACAAUUACAAUUAGUGUGUAAUCAUAGAGAGGACUGCCCAAACGGAAUAGAUGAAAAAGGCUGCGGCGAUUGUAUUGAUCAAAAUAUGGUUUGCAAUAAUGAGAAAAAUUGCCCAGAUGGUUCAGAUGAAUUUUGUUCAGAACAAUGUGGAAAAUCUCAAAUAAAGUGUGAUAAUAAAUGUAUAAAUAGCCGUAACUAUUGCGAUUCAAAAGUUGACUGUCCAAACGAUAUUCUUGAAGAACGUGGUACUUGUCUAGAAGAGAUAAGAAAAAUUGCUGGCAAGAGCCUUGUUUGUAGUAAUGACUUUCAAAAGUCUCUUCAACGUCUCUUUUAUAAUAGAAAUAGAAAUUUUACCAAAUGUAGAAUUGUUUAUAAUAGUAUGGGUGAACUAUUAACAAAGAUUCAUUAUCCCUACUUUGAUUUGGAAGAUUGCAAAGAUUUUAAAUGCAAUAUGGGUGAAUAUCAAUGCGAUAAAAGUAACUAUUGCGUGCCUAUUCAAUACGUUUGCGACGGCAUAAAUCAUUGUACAUACGGAGAUGAUGAAAGUGGAUGCAGUAACGUUUUCUAG